UUGCAGCGUGCAUGUGGGCACGUUUUUAAAACCAGGAAGUAAACCGUGGAAGGUCAGCAAUAUUUACUAGUUGGAGGAUAGUGUUUGUACUUCUAUGGUUUGGUCAGAGUCGAUGACCAUGGAUUUGUAAUCAGAACUUAGUGGGACAUUCUGGAGCUGCAUCAACACAGUGAUAUAUCAUAUAACUGACAUGAAAAUUAGACCUGACAGACAGAAAAGACACGAAACAUGUUUGAGAAUUUCAGAGAGAAGCUUCUGACUGUGCAGCAGGAUUUCACAACAGGGAUCAAGACGCUGAGUGACAAGUCAAAAGAAGCAAAGAUCAAGAAGAAGCAGAGGAGCGAGGACCAUCAGCCAAAGUUUUCAGCAGGAGUGGAGCUACUUAACAGGUAUGAAGAUACCUGGGUGACCCUUCACAAGCGAGCCAAGGAGUCUGCAAUAGCUGGCGAGGCUGUGGAUGAGGAAGUGGUGAUGCUUUCUGCACACUGGGAGAAGAGGAGGAAUGGGCUCUUGGAACUGCAGGAACAGCUCCAGCAAAUCCCAGCCUUCCUAUUACACCUGGAAUCCAUCACUUCCAAAAUAUCCCACCUGGCGGCGGACUUUGAGGAGCUGGAGGGCCACUUGAUGCACCUUGAAGACCUGUGUGGACAGUGUGAGAUGCAGCGCUAUAAGCAGUUUCAGAUGCAGCAGGUGGAAAAUUACAAGAAGAAAAAAAGGAAAGAACUUGAAACCCUGAAAGCUGAGCUGGAUGCAGAGCAUGCUCAGAAGGUGUUUGACAUGGAACAUACUCAACAGAUGAAGCUGAAAGAACGGCAGAAGUUUUUUGAAGAGGCUUUUCAGCAAGAUAUGGAGCAGUAUUUAUCCACCGGGUACCUACAGAUAGCAGAGAGACGAGAGCCAAUAGGCAGUAUGUCGUCUAUGGAGGUGAAUGUAGACAUGCUGGAGCAGAUGGACCUCAUGGACAUGUCUGACCAGGAGGCACUAGACGUCUUUCUAAACUCAGGGGGAGAAGACAAUAGUGUGGCCUCACCAAUGCUGGGGCCGGAGACGGAGGCGUACCCCACAGAGAUCUCCCUCCAGGUACCAAGCCAGGCCGAGCUGAGACACAAACUGUCCUCACUGUCCUCCACAUGCACAGAUUCAGCCAGCCAGGAGGCCAGCGAAGCGGGGAGCGAUUCCCCCAUCAUCCAGUCCGACGAGGAGGAAGUACAAGCAGACAACACACUGGCCAUACAGGAGAACAUCCUGGUCAAAGAGAACUCUGACAGUGACACCCAGACUGCUUAAAACAAUAUUAGACAUUUUCUCAUUUUUUUUUUUUUUUUAAACUUUCAUGAAAUGUUAUUGAAAGGAAACUACGGUUCCUUUGGUUUACCUGAUUGGUCUGGUUUUUUCUCUGAAUAUGUAUUGUAUCUAACAAGCUUCAGUACUGUACUGAAGCACAAAGUCAAACCCUUUGCUAGAACAAUAAAAUCAUAUUAGAUUAUUAUUA
This is a messenger RNA of Acipenser ruthenus (sterlet), 1492 nucleotides long. Its product is annotated as dysbindin-like. The record is from RefSeq and is a predicted model, not a curated record. Gene Ontology annotation, cellular component: neuron projection; BLOC-1 complex; synaptic vesicle membrane. Gene Ontology annotation, biological process: neuron projection development; anterograde synaptic vesicle transport; regulation of synaptic vesicle exocytosis. Bases 229 to 1287 code for a protein of 352 amino acids. The transcript has 10 exons. NCBI's taxonomy places the organism in Eukaryota, Metazoa, Chordata, Actinopteri, Acipenseriformes, Acipenseridae.